AUACCGAACCAUACCAAACCGAUGCUUCGGGAUCGGAACAACGUAAAAUCCCAUACUGAACCAAAAUAUUUGGUACGGUAUCGGUACGAGCUAAAUAUCGUACCAUAUCAUACCACGCUCACCCCUAAUGGCCCCAUUUCCUAUCACUCUUAAAAGUUAGUGUUGACACUUUGAAGGGGUGGGGGUGUGUUCGGGUCAGGAUGGGGUGGGGGUUUACCGGGGAGUUCGUUCGUAGCUCCUGUCGCUGUGCGGUUUGGAUUGUUUCUGUAAUCGAAGAGUGAAAUCUAGUGUUUCUGAUUCUUAAUCACAAUGGCUACACAGUUCAAAUGGUUCUGCGUCACUGUGUAUAUCUUCAUGUCGAUUCUGUCUUUCCAGGCUUGGUCAUACACUAAUGACCUUGAAGUUCAAACUCUGGGAGAGAUGUACAAAGCCUUGAACAUCCCACCACAACUGAAAAACUGGAGUGUUGAGGGCGGGGACCCAUGCGAGGAAUCAUGGAUAGGAGUAGGAUGCUCUGGGUCUUCAGUGAUUCAAAUGUAUGCAUUGCAUUGUAAUUCAUCCUCAUUGAUAACUGUGGACUUAGCUUUUGGUCACUUACUCUUCUUUCCCAAAUAUGACAGCAAACUUCAAAGUUUAAACCUCACUGGUACAUUAGGAUUCCAGCUUUCCAAUCUUCAAAACUUGAGACAUCUGGACCUUAGCUUUAAUAACAUUCAAGGCGAAAUCCCAUAUGACUUGCCUCAUAAUCUGACUCACUUGAAUUUAGCAUGCAACAACUUCAGGAAUAGCAUUCCAUUUCCAUAUUCUUUGACUAGUAUGAACCAUCUCACACAGCUGAACCUGAGCAACAACUUGUUAUCUGGACCUUUAGGAGAUUUCUUCGGUGGCUUGGUGAAUCUGAAGCAGAUGGAUUUAUCAUACAAUAACCUUACCGGUGAUCUGCCAAGUUCAUUUGAAGCAAUGAAAAGCCUAAAAAGCUUAUUUUUGCAGAGUAAUUCAUUCACUGGAUCAGUCAUUCAUUUGGCCGGGCUCUCACUUAAUGACCUGAAUAUUGAAGACAAUCACUUCAGUGGUGUAAUUCCAGAAAACUUUCAACAGAUAAAAAACUUAUGGUUUUGGGGCAAUAGUUUUCACACUGGAGAAAACGAUUUACCUUGGAAUUUCCCUCUGGAGGGUGUGCCCAAUCAGAACAUCAGUAGUCCACCAACUAUGCAGUCCAGUGCCAUUGAGAAAAACAAUCCUUCACAUACUGAAGAAGGGCACAAAAGAAAAAGGGCACACACCUGGACAAUAGUAGCUGUGGUUAUUGGAGCUGCUCUUGUGGCGAUAUUUGCUACACUCUUCAUUGUUGUUUGGGCUCAUAGAUCUCGGAAGCCAAUGUACAUAGGUUCAGAAUGCACUGAAAAUUCUAUCCAUUCUCUUCCUACCAGUACAGCCAAAGACUUCUCUUCUACUGUUAAAGAAGACAGUCAAUAUUCAUCACAAAUGAGCUCCCCACUGCUGAUUUCUCCAUGGCAAUUACCGCCCAUUCCGACGAGAACCAUGAGGAUGUCCAAAAGGAGUUCUGCCAACAAGUUCAAAGGCCCAAUAUGCGCGAAAGUCUACACGAUAACCGAGCUUCAAUCUGCAACAAACAACUUCAGUCAGCAAAAUCUUCUUGGAGAGGGAUCCCUUGGGUCCGUUUACAGAGCAGAGUUCCCUGAUGGACAGAUAUUUGCUGUGAAGACAAUCAACAUGGUAGCACUAUCUCUCCAAGAAGAAGAGAUAUUUUUGGAUGUGAUUAGGACAGCAUCGCGAUUGAGGCACUCCAACAUUGUAGCACUUUCCGGCUACUGUGUGGAGUACGGCCAGUACUUCCUUGUGUAUGAGUACAUAAGGAGUCAUUCUCUUCAGGAUGCCCUUCAUAGUACUGGAUUAAAAUCUCUGUCUUGGAAACUUAGACUCCGUAUUGCACUUGGUACUGCUCGUGCUUUGAAUUACUUGCAUUCUUCCUGUGUGCCUCCUAUUGCACAUAGCAACCUGAAGGCUGCCAAUGUCUUACUGGAUGAGGAUCGUACCCCUAGGGUUUCUGACUGUGGGCUUGCAAACUUGAGAACCCUGACAACCAACAGUGUUAAACUUAAGGCUUCUGAGAUGGCAAUAUCUGAGAGUGGCUAUGUCCCACCCGAACAUAUACAAGGGGGAAUUGGGAACACGAAGGCAGAUGUGUACACUUUUGGCGUCUUACUUCUUGAGCUUCUCACAGGAAGGAGGCCGUUGGACAGCUCAAGGCCAAGGGAUGAGCAACAUCUGGUGGAAUGGGCUUCGAGCAGGCUUCGUGACGAAAAUGACUCUCUAGCAGAGCUGGUUGAUCCAUCCAUUUCAAGGAAAGUAUCCUCCCUCACUCUAUCGCGAAUUGCUCACACCAUCUCCCUCUGCCUUCAGCCUGAGAAGGAGAGGAGGCCGGAAAUGUGUGAGAUAGUGGAGUGGCUAAUGGCACUGGUUUCAAAGAAGUCUGUACCGGUGAGCGAAGAAGAAGCAGCAGCAUCAACAGCUGAAGCUGACCCUUUUGAGCGAUCCUUCCGAACCACCAAAACCCACUUGCUUGGGUCACCCAGGCUUGCCUAAACUCUCACCACCUCUCAUCAGUAAACAACCCUAUCAAUCAUAUGAUCCUUUAGCUACAUUUUGUGCUGUAUGAAACAUGAACACCCCCCCCCCCAACUUGGAUAUUUUACCAUCUAAAAUACUAAAUAUGGAGUAUAGGU
Cuscuta campestris is the source of this 2747-nucleotide messenger RNA. NCBI's taxonomy places the organism in Eukaryota, Viridiplantae, Streptophyta, Magnoliopsida, Solanales, Convolvulaceae. The record is from the annotation of a GenBank genome assembly.